Cucurbita maxima (winter squash) is the source of this 961-nucleotide messenger RNA. RefSeq names its product DNL-type zinc finger protein. The transcript has 4 exons. Gene Ontology annotation, biological process: protein stabilization; protein folding; protein import into mitochondrial matrix. Gene Ontology annotation, molecular function: zinc ion binding; protein-folding chaperone binding. The coding region runs from base 73 to 579 and encodes 168 amino acids. NCBI's taxonomy places the organism in Eukaryota, Viridiplantae, Streptophyta, Magnoliopsida, Cucurbitales, Cucurbitaceae. The record is from RefSeq and is a predicted model, not a curated record. Gene Ontology annotation, cellular component: mitochondrion.
GACAUGUCGGCUUUCUAGAGUAUGUAGAAAGCACCUGGAGGGGAGCGAACUGUAUAAGCGACCACCGAAUCCAUGGCAGCGGCAAAGACACUGUGUUUUUCGUCUCCCGCGCUUCUUCAGCAAUCCUUUAACCCUUCCCAGACUCGGCCGCAUCCAUCUAUCAAGGCAUUCAGACCUAUCGUCUCUUCGAAAGCAAACCCUAGCAAUGGCUUCUUCAUUAGAAGCUUUCGUACAGCACCGGUUACUCGGGAAAACCGAAAUAAGGUGCUUACGGUUUCAAGAUUGGUGGAUGGUGAUUCUGGCGAUGACGAUGAAUCUGCACAGAGAAAUUCGGAUACGGGGGCAGCCAUUGAUAUAAAGCUUCCAAGAAGAAGUUUGCUGGUGACGUUUACCUGUAACCAAUGUGGUGAUAGAACGAAGAGGCUCAUCAAUCGAUUAGCUUACGAACGGGGGCUUGUUUUUGUUCAGUGUGCAGGGUGUCUAAAGUAUCACAAACUGGUUGAUAAUCUUGGUCUUAUUGUAGAGUAUGACUUCCGAGAUGACGACGUGGAUGUGAACUCAAAUUCAGAUCAAGUUUGAAGUGUUUAAAUGGUGUCAUUUCCAUGUUUGAAUCGUUGUUGAAAUAUCAUUUACAUUGCUGGUGCACCUUUUUUUUCUUCUUAUCCCUCUUGGUUAUUAGCAAUCCCAUUGAUUCCUCCUGGGACUGAUAUGGCAGGCAAAAUGGAUUGUUGGCUGUAGCAUUUGAUCGAUAAUGAAAGGUUGUAGGCAUCAAAGAAUUGUUAAUAUUUAUUUUCAAUCUUGCACAAUGUAUAAGACACCAAUUAUCUUUGAUAGUUCAUUCUCCGACUCUUACGAUCGUUAGACCUCCAAAAAAGAGAAUAAUUGAACUGAUCAUCUCUUUGAAUCAAUAGAACAAUAUGUGGAAGACGCGAUGCAUCUUAGUGAUAAAUUUUGAUUAGAA